GGAUAAAAUAUGCGCCGGCGGUCUCUCUGUUUACGUUCUGUGGAGGCAAGAAGUCAAGGAGACAGAGACAUUAUUGGAAAAUACCGGUUGAAAAAAUAAACACAUUAAAAAAAAGAACAAGAGGCAUAUUGUGGUUGAUAUACGAAGGGUGGGAAGAAAACAAAGAGAGUGGGAAGAAACAUAUCAGGGAGCCGCUUCAACUCUCAACACAUCUGAGAAGACCGUAGAGUGACGAGCAUUUCCCCAAGGUGAGCCAUGGCGUGGGGGGUGUGGUGCAUUUAUGUACUGGGCGCUGGUGUGCGGCUCUGGCUCAUGAACUCCUCGGGGGCAGACUUCAUAGCCAAGCGUGUCGAGUUUUCCACACCGCUCAAUUCCUGGAAGAGGGUUGAGGAAGGUGUUUUCCUGUACUCUCAAGGCAUACCAGUAUAUAGCGGUGGUGUUUUCCAUGAGACUCCUCUGUGUCUGCUCAUUAGCAGCUUUCUUGUUAAGUCUUGGAGAGCGUAUCUCCCACUGCUGUUUGUAGCCUGUGAUCUACUCACAGCAGCUUUGCUAGCAGCAGUUGCAGCAAGUUACAGCAGGAAGCAACUUGUUGAACAGAAAAAAAACAUUGACAAGUAUUCAGUUGAUGCCUUACCUCUGCUCCUUACUUCUGAGUCCUUGUGGUCUGGUGUGGCCUACGUCAGUGCUGUAUAUCUCUUCUGCCCCUACACUGUAGCGUCCUGUGUGGCCCAAACAACCACUGUGUUCGACAAUCUGGUUCUGGCCACAGUAUUGGUGUCCAUGGUUAAAGGUUAUUCCAUACUGUUUGGUGGGCUUGUGGCUGUGGCAACAUACCAGUCCUUCUACCCAGUGUGUCUGCUGGUACCAGGUAUCAUUAGCUUAGUGCAGGAAAAGAACUCUAUCUCAGCCCUCGUGAAGCCACUGCUAUCCUUUGCUGUCUCUUUGGCACUCUUAAUGAUGGUGUCUGCUGAGAUUGCUGGCAGCUGGGAGUUCUUAGAAGCAACUUAUGGCUUUAUAUUAGCAGCACCAGAUCUAACUCCCAACAUUGGUCUGUUUUGGUACUUCUUCACUGAGAUGUUCGAACAUUUUCGAUUGUUCUUCUUAGCAACUUUUCAAAUUAAUGCGUUUGUUUAUGUGUUGCCAUUAUCCAUUCGCCUUCGCCGAGAUCCCGUCCUGCUGGCCACUGCACUGCUUGCCUUCACUGCUGUCUUCAGGAGCUACCCAUCCCUCGGCAAUGUUGGGUUCUACUUGGCCCUUGUGCCCAUGUGGAAGCAUCUACAUCCAUUCAUGCGGCAAACCUUCAUUGUUGGGUGCAUGUUUGUGUCCACAUCAGUCCUGGGGCCCAUCAUGUACAACCUCUGGAUCUUCAGUGGCUCUGCUAAUGCCAAUUUCUAUUUUGCAGUCACUCUUGCCUUCAACACAGCUCAGAUUUUCCUCGUCACAGAUCUUCUCUUUGCUUAUGUAAAAUGGGAAUACCAGCUCACCCAUGGCUCCAAGAUAGAAGUAGAUGGAAGUCCUGGCCGGCUUACUUUACAGUGAUAAAUUGUUUUUCUUUUAUUUUUAUCACGUUAAGAGUUAGCCUAAGAACAUUCCUUUAAACUUCCCAAUUAUUUCAGGCUAUUUAGAUUUUUUGCUCUAGUAGUAAAGUUUGUCUUAGAACAAGUACUUUCAAGAGUAGUGAGUUUUUUUUACUCUAAAGAUUGCUGGUCAUUAGGUCUCAUUGUAUUUUAAAGUCCUGUCACAAAAACUAGAGCUCUAUUUUUACAGUGUUGUUCACUGCUGUACAUAAUAAUGUUUUUAAUGUGGUAUGAGUUGUUUUUAGCAAAAUGAGUAUAAGUGUCUGCCAAAAUCUACCUAGGCUUGGCUAUCACCAUGGCUUAGAAGGUGGAGUUGUGUAUUGUGAGUGUCCUGUUAUAUUUUAGUCCCUAAUUGGUUCCUUUUGGAAGGAUGAGGGAGGCUGUUAAUAAUGGUGGAAGCAGAGGGAGUACAGUGAGUGUGGUGAUUUGCAGGCUGAGUUAAGAUACGGUCUAGACAAGGACUAUUCUGAAACACUUCUGGCCACACCUGCAUUGCUUUCAGAAGGCUAUAAGUGCUUGACAUUUCUCAGGUUUUCAAGGGUGUGUUUAGAUAUGUAGUGACAAAUGAACAAGAUUUUGACAGUAUCAAGGAGAAAAAGUCUUGACAAUCCAGCUAAUCAUCUAUGUGGCCAUGCUGAAUAGUCUUGAGAGAGAGCAAAGUGUUUGAAUAUAGAUCCAAGAAGUAAGUGCAACUGUGCAACAUCAGAAAUGUGAAAUAAGUUAAUAGAAUGAAUGAAAGUCCAAAGAGCCAAAAAAAUCAUUGUAGGAAUUGGGAAUUGUGCUGCCUUUUGUAUUUAACAUUUCUAUCUCAUAAUAAAACUUGAUUAAUGUUA
Molecule: messenger RNA, 2410 nt
Organism: Portunus trituberculatus (swimming crab)
Lineage: Eukaryota; Metazoa; Arthropoda; Malacostraca; Decapoda; Portunidae
Gene: PIG-U
Product: phosphatidylinositol glycan anchor biosynthesis class U protein-like
Exons: 9
Coding region: 256-1539 (427 amino acids)
Biological process (GO): protein localization to cell surface; attachment of GPI anchor to protein
Cellular component (GO): GPI-anchor transamidase complex; membrane
Source: RefSeq, a predicted model, not a curated record